GGGAAGGGCUCGGCGGACCGAAGGGAGAGGCGGCGAGGGGCGCGGCGGCCGCCGCCCGGCCCCGCUCCCUGCCUGUCCCGGCUCUGUCUGCGUCUGUGUGGCGCUCUCCUCCGCCGUGAGGGCGCCCGGGCGCUUCGCCGCUCUCCCCGCUGGGAUUUCGGGGGUCGCCGGUCUCCCGGUCGCCCGCCGGGACCCCCCCCUCCCCCCGGGCGGCGGUGGGGGUCGCGGAGGGCUCUCCCCGCCAUGGCCUUCACCUUCGCCGCCUUCUGCUACAUGCUGUCGCUGGUCCUCUGCGCCGCCCUCAUCUUCUUCGCCAUCUGGCAUAUAAUCGCCUUUGAUGAACUUCGGACAGACUUCAAAAGCCCAAUAGAUCAGUGCAACCCAGUCCACGCAAGAGAGCGGCUGAGAAAUAUUGAGCGUAUUUGCUUCCUCCUGCGAAAGCUGGUGUUGCCGGAGUACUCUAUCCAUAGUCUUUUCUGCAUAAUGUUUUUGUGCGCUCAGGAGUGGCUCACACUGGGGUUAAAUGUUCCUUUGCUUUUUUAUCACUUCUGGAGGUAUUUUCGUUGCCCAGCAGAUAGUUCAGAGCUAGCAUAUGAUCCACCUGCAGUUAUGAAUGCAGAUACCUUGAGUUACUGUCAAAAAGAGGCCUGGUGUAAGCUAGCUUUCUAUCUCCUUUCCUUCUUCUACUAUCUGUACUGUAUGAUCUACACUUUGGUGAGCUCUUAACUGAAAGAUCAUCAUUAAAGACUGAAAACAACAAAGGCUGGAGGUACAAGGACCAGUGAGCCAAGUGAUGCAUGAUUUAAAAAAAAAAAAGCAAUGAGAGGAAAACUUUGAACGCAAGAAGUAAAUAGAGUACAUGAAAGAGAGACCCAGCAAGAAGCAGCAGAAUACCAUGGGAGAAUGGCUGAGUUAACUGUUUAUCUGCUGUUUCUCAUUGUGUUGAAGUAAAUUACUUUCAAAACCCAAACAAAACAAAACAAAACAAAACUGCAACAAGGUGGGCCAAGUUACACAAGUGUUCACCGCUCCAAGGAUAAUGCUGCUUGGUUUAGUGGAUUCAUUAUAAACUGCAGUCCCUACUGUCUUCCAGGGAGCAAAGUUUCUUUUCUUAAUGACUGUUCUGGACUGAGGAAGCAGAAGGCAUUAUCAUCUUACACAGAAAGAACAGCUAUACAACGCAUCCUGAAAAUGGGCACCGCCUGGAGUUCAGAUAAGAUGUGUGACUGUUCUGCAGGGAUGUUCACAUGACACUAAUCAAACAGAGAUGUCGGAUCUUGUGGAAUUGAAUCAGUGUUUUUUUUUUCCACCCAUAACAACAAUAACAAAAUAAUUUGCAGUUGCGCUGUUCUGUUUUCUAAUGAUAUGCUAUUCCUAUAGGUCAACAUCCAGUAUAUUUCUGUACUUCGUUUGUGGUGCACCAAUAACAUACAGUGAUAUGUAUAAAUACAUUGGGUUUGACCUAAUCAUGUCAAGCACUUACCAGAAUAGUAUUCCUCUGACUGCAAAAAAAAAAAAAAAAAAAAAAGGGGGUAAAAGCUACAUACAUUAAGGAGGAUUGUAACAUAGGUAUUAUAUUCAUCACAAUACUGGGUAACAAAAUACUGGACCAGCUAGUCAUGGUCUGUAAUUCUGUUUUGCAGCUUUAUUUCCACUGUCAAAUUUAAACUGAAACAAAUAUACAAAAUGUUUUUGUCUUGUAUGAGGUUUGUAUUGAAAGAUGUUCAGUUUUUCAUAAUUUAAAUGUUUUUAAAUUUUAUCAUAUAAUUCUCAUUUAAAUUCAUAUAUGUGGGCUGUAUAUCUUUAUAUAUAUAUGUAUAUACAAAUACACAUCUACAUAAAUACUCAGUCUAUUUAUAUCUUAGUUUAAUCUGUUUGAUUGACAGGUCAAAGGCAUCAAGUGUCCAGAACUGCUGCUAAAUAUAUUUCAGCACUGAACCUAGUGGACCAGGGCUGGUUCCCUCAAAGUCACUAAGGUAUUUCAAUGCAGCCACUGGUGCUCUGGGUAGUAGGCAAGCCUGUAAGAUCGAGACUAACACCAGCACAUGCACAGAGACCACUUGGAUCUUGCAUGGUGAAUGAGCUAAUAAGGUAUGUUGCUACUAGAGAUGCUGCAGAGAGCAGUGCAGAAAGGCCCAUCUGUACCCCAGCUUGGUUACAGCUGGUCUUGUUAGCACUAGCUCAUUGCUGAUGCUGUGAAAUUUGGUCUGGCUAUUGAGAGCCAGUAGAUUGUUCUUGUACCAAACUCUGAGGACUUUUUAGUCUGGGCACAGGACUUCAGCAGGAGAGGUGUAGUCUUACAUUCAGCACUGCCUCUGUGCUACCUACCCUGUUACAGAGCAUGGUGCAGAAGCAAUGACUGAGUGGAGUCAUAUCAUGUCUGGCAAUGUCCAAACUGAGCUGGAGUUACUGCAUGUGUACAGUGCCAAGACUCUUUCUGGUUUGAUCUGGCUAUGUUAACAAAAUUAAAUCCUGUUAGCCUGCAAAGCACAGUUGCUGCAUGCAAACUGUCUGCUCCUGGACCAUGCCAGCUCCCAAAUCAUGCCUGGGCAUUGCUUGGAAAAGUGCUAGCCAGUUUCUGGUACUAGAACGUUUUUCUGCAUUUCCAGAGUAAAUUUAUUUUUGGGUAAAUUAUUCCACUUGGUUUUGAGCCAACAUUAGCCUAAAUACACCUUCUCUCAUGCUGCUUAAGACUCUGAUAUAUAGAGAGAGCAGUCCUUUUCACCCUCCAUUCUGUUAAGAUUAAGCUGUCUCUUCCAUCCUCCCAUAGCACUCCAUUCUCCAUGUCUUCUUUAAAGAAUUUCUCUGUUGUCUUUCCAGUCAAAUUAAUCUUUCUUAAGAGCGGAUGAUCACAGCUGUUCAUAGUAUUCUGGAGAGUAUCUUACCCUAACUAGUCCUUAGUAUGAAUGGACAAUGAAAGUUAACGCCCUUGGUUCUUUCCAAUAAUGCUUAUUCAAAAAAGUAAUCCUACUGCUCUCAAUAACAUUUUGCUUCUCUUCAAGAAAAAUAUUAAUUUAACAUCAAUGGAAAAAUGGUUUAAUAUGGGGAUACUUUCCCUUUCAUGGAAUUUUGUGAAGCUUCUCCUGAGCAGAAAUAAUUUAUGAAACUGGCCAAAGCAUUAAUUGGAGGAAGUUUAAUGUAAGGCAGGUAUCUCUAACCCAGAACUCAAGAGUAAUGAGACCUUCUAAGGUGUCUGGCAGUAUCAAGAAGCUGCUAGUGCUGUGGACCUCACAGACAGCAGAGUAAGAUACAGCCCUCAGCAUGUUCCUUGCUCUGUGUUGUUACACAGGUGGGUUGCAGUAUCUUGCUGGGUUACUCCAACAGACUUGUCUGCAGUCCAGUACUAAACCGUUAUGUGGUGGUGCUGCUGUAGUGGCAGGUAGACUUCAGUACCAUAUUCAUAUUGGUAUUCAAAUUAGUAAUGUUCUUACAAUGACAGAAUUGUCUCCCUGGAUUUGUCAAAGGGUACAAAAACCCCAAAUUUCUUUUCUAAAGUCAAAUAGCUCUGUUAUAUAACAGGAAGUGUAUGACUACUGUAAAAAGUCCAGAAAUUUAUCCUGGAUUCUUCUGUGUUGUGGCUGUGUGGUCUGUCCUCUGAAUAGCUGUACUCAUAUACAGUGGAUGUUCUCAAGACCAGAUUUGUCAUUUUCUCUGUUACACUUGCCAGCCAUAUUGUAAGAGAAGAAGCACAAAUAGAGGAAGAAAGAGUGAGGGAUACAAGGUAUCUGUAGCCUUCUUAAUCCCUGGCCAUGUAUCUGGCUAAACACAAGCUAAGCAUACUUUGACCAAAGCAAGGGAAGUAAAGAACUGCAUAGCUGUUGAUGAAGAACAGAAAAAAUGCUGUGAUCUUUAGUCACAAGGCAGUUUCUUCCCCAUGUCACACUUUUAAGGGAGAAAUAAUCUAUGCUAUCCCUUUUGUCUCCAGUUCCUCCUUGUUGAUUGGUGGAGACUAGAGAUUUCCUCCCCAAGCCUGCUUCCUUCCAGUCUCUUUUCCUGGAAGGGUGAAUGUCAUUACUUAGGAGCAGCAGUUUUCUUAUCUUACAUGCUCUGGUGAUGCAGAUAAAAGCCACAAAAGUCAUAUGAAAACACAUCAUCUCCCUUUGCUCCUUUGAACAGGUGUGCAAUGAGCACACACUUAAAUGAGUAUUCAUUUUCCUCAUUUGCACCAUCUGUAAAGUGAGAAUGGUGACACCUAGCUUGUGAAAUCUUUCCAUCCAUAUAAUACCCUUUUUCUUUUUUUUUUUUUUUUUUAAUAACUGUUGAAUCUGCCUAAAGGAAAAAGAUAGGUGGGAAAAAACAUGAGAGGAUGAGACCUGAAUGAACUGCUUACCAAAGGGGUAGCUACAAAGUGUGCUGGCCUGUAGCUGCCUGUUCCUGGAAGGGAUGAAAAGGCAACCCUGUUGGCAAGGUGUUGCUCGGUGGUUCUGCCUGUCCUAUUUAUAGUCAGGUAAUUGCAGUGAUGCUGAAUAAAAUUGUUACUGCUA
Molecule: messenger RNA, 4484 nt
Organism: Aquila chrysaetos chrysaetos
Lineage: Eukaryota; Metazoa; Chordata; Aves; Accipitriformes; Accipitridae
Gene: CNIH3
Product: cornichon family AMPA receptor auxiliary protein 3
Exons: 6
Coding region: 244-726 (160 amino acids)
Biological process (GO): vesicle-mediated transport; regulation of AMPA receptor activity
Cellular component (GO): dendrite; synapse
Source: RefSeq, a predicted model, not a curated record